Messenger RNA from Ceraceosorus bombacis, 1396 nucleotides. NCBI's taxonomy places the organism in Eukaryota, Fungi, Basidiomycota, Exobasidiomycetes, Ceraceosorales, Ceraceosoraceae. The record is from the annotation of a GenBank genome assembly.
AUGUUGGCUAGCGGCCAAAUUCGCUUUCUUUUCCUAUUGCCUCUGGCAGCGAUUUGCGUAGCAGCGGAGCCGAGCCUUUUGGAUAGUACCGCAAGGGAUGCCUUGCUGCUUCCUCGUUCGAUCCCCGAUAGGGUGAGUGUGCGAGCCAGAAAAGCUGGGAGCUAGGCGACGAAUAUCUGAAGGCCCUGUUCCUCUCAUUUAGCCUAGAUACUUCCGACGUGGACUUGGUAGUCUUCUGAAAAAGGUACGCUCUUGCGGUACACUCUCGUAGUGGGCCAAUCGUAGUCCGAAUGCUAAUACAUGAUGCGCCCAUGCUCUCUUUUCCUCGCAUGCCGUGCUGCUCAGUUUAGUUGCUUUGGCUUCUGUAGAUCCUCAUCAACAUCCCCAGUGGCGACUCCGAUCCGUUCGAUUCAGCCGCAGUCUCAAAGCAUCGUUGGUACAAACAUGUUUAACCAGAUGGAAAGGCAGAAUCCACACUAUACGAAUCCCAACUACCUGGGCGACAAUCGUCUGCCUCCAGGAACUAUCCUCUCGCCGACUAGGCACCUGAGGAACGCCGAGCCACGUCCGCUAGUGCCUGCUGAUCCACGGCUCAAUGCGCGUCACGUUGCUGAUGCUGGUCAGAUCGUACGCCAGCUCGCGUCGAGAGGUUUUGGCUCGGGUUUUCUGAAGAAGGUGCGUGGCACGCUUUUCGAAAGCGACGCUGGGCGGAGACCAUUCGCUACAAGAGUCACUUACCGCUUCCCGUGUAUAUACAGCUCACGUGCAUUGGGCAAGGGUGCCAUGGGAUCGAAGCCGCUGAAUCCGCAGGACAGCACAGCGUGUCGCAACAUCACACCGGGAUUGGAUACGGUCGCGACACUGGUCCUCUCUCGCCGCCCCGGCAUCAUGUGACAGACAUGGCGCAAGUGGACAUGCCCCUGCGCGGCACGGCAUGGCAGAACCUCUCUCCCUCCAGACAAAAAAAGAUCUUGGGCAGUAGCUCGAGCAGUGCUGCGCACCAUGCUCACACUGGUGACACCACCGCUGUCGAUCAACCGCUCGGUAGUGUGCCGUGGUUCGCUCUCUCAAAGACGAAGCAGGACCAAAUCUUGUACGCUGGUCCAAAGGGAGGCAGGACGGAGACGGGAUCAAAAGGUAGGCAUUGCCCUUAGUCGCCAGCUGAGCUACCAAGUGACGAUCUCUAGCUGCGUGGACGAGCCGAGAGAGUAACGACUGACGAUCUCCUCUGUACAAUUCGUUCACAGGUCUCAAGUCCGCUCUGAAACCUUCAGGCUCGUCUGGAGAGGGAAAAAGAGUCAGAUUCAGUCUUGACAAGGGAAAACGUGCCGACGGGCCGUCCAAAAUUGCCCGUAGCCCAACUCCUUAUCCGGAAGAAUUCCACGACCUGGUGUGA